AUGAAGGACGAGAUCUUCGGGCCAGUGCUGUCCGUGCUGGAGGUUGACACCUUGGACGAAGCCAUCGCCAUCGAGAACGCCAACCCCUAUGGCAACGCGGCCGCCAUCUACACCAUGUCGGGGCAGACCGCCCUUGAGACGGAGAAGCUUGCUGCUGGCAUGAUUGGCGUCAACAUCGGUGUGCCUGUUCCGAGGGAGCCGUUCAGUUUCGGCGGCAUCUUGAACUCCAAGUUUGGGGACAGCUCCGACAUCACCGGAGAGGGCGGCUUAAACUUCUGGACGCAGAAGAUCCUUCGCGUGCCCGUAGUUUGGAGUUCGGUUGUCAUGCUUGGAGCUUUUGGCUCCGUCUACUCACUUUUGCUGACACCCGAGAGCUUCCUCAGAUUUACCGGACUCUUCCGGACAGUUUCACCAUUGCGGUGCCCACCCAGCUCAGUGCUGGAGCAUCAGACUCAGGCGCGCGACGUGGAGAUUAAGGAAGCUUGUCCGGCCUCCUCCAGUCAGGUGCGCAGGAGCCACGUCGCGUCUGCCCAUUUCUACGACAGCCUGAGCCACGACCUCAACAGCAGCAUCUACCGCUGGCAGCCUGCGAGCGCUGGCUUCGAGCUUCACCAGGCUCUUCCGACGAGCGGGGCCUGGGCAAUUACAUCCUUUGAGCUCUCCGGGGACGUCUUUCUCGCUGUUGCGAGUUUCUUCGACGGCACCAGCCGCAAGUUGAACAGCCGCCUCUAUCGCUGGGAUGUUGUUGCAGACAUGUUCGUUUGGCAUCAGGAUCUGGCCACAGAAGGUGCGAAGGACGUCGAGUUCCUGGCUCUGUCGACCUCCCUCGGGGUGCUGGCCUUUGCUGGGCAUGGCGUGGACGACUCUGUGGGAGAGUGCCGCUUGUUCAUUUGGGAACCGGCCAGUCGGCGCUUCGAACUGCUUCAGGUGCUUGCGACCUCUGGGGCUUAUGAUGUGGAAGCUUUCACACCCGCCUCUGGCGAGAAGGGCCUGCUGGUUGUCCACGAGGACGACACAGAUGUUUACAUGGCUGACUGGCAGGGGGACACCUUGAAAGGCUUUGCAAAGAUUCAGAGCCUCGGAUUUUCACAUGGCCGGGAUGCCGAGCACGUGGUGUGGCGAGAACGGGAUUUCGUCGUGCUGUGCAUCUUCCGCGACGAGACAUCCUAUGAGGUGGAUUCGCGCAUUUUCGAGUGGGGCUCUCGCGCCCUGUCAGAGGUCCAGCGUUUCCCCUCUGUCGGUGCCUUUGACGCAGAGAUGCUCCACCUGGGCUUGGCUCCGGUGCUUCUGGUGGCCAACCAGCGAUCCGGCACGUCCUUAGUCUACGAGCUCGGAGAGACGGAUACCUGCCCCAAGUUGGUCUGCCAGCGCGGCGACCUUGCCACGCCCAAGGUGUACAACGUGGCUGCGCACUUUGUCCCCGAGGCCCAGAUGAGCUUCCUGGCCAUUGCCAACUACUGGGAUUGA
This is a messenger RNA of Symbiodinium natans, 1467 nucleotides long. The record is from the annotation of a GenBank genome assembly. Lineage: Eukaryota; Dinophyceae; Suessiales; Symbiodiniaceae.